Mya arenaria is the source of this 7221-nucleotide messenger RNA. RefSeq lists its product as uncharacterized. The coding region runs from base 94 to 7221 and encodes 2375 amino acids. The record is from RefSeq and is a predicted model, not a curated record. The transcript has 19 exons. Lineage: Eukaryota; Metazoa; Mollusca; Bivalvia; Myida; Myidae.
CACUGACUCAAAAAUGAACAUUUAUGUUAAGGACUGAUUGUAUAAAGUGAUUAAAACUCCUAGCAUUGCUGUUCAGGUUGAAGAGGAGCCAACAUGAAUAAUGUUAAAAGUGUAUUCAUAUGGAAUGCGGUUUUUACAUUGGCAUUUUUAUUGGAGAAUGGUUACACCACCUGUCCAGAAGGAUUCACAGCAAACGGAAAUGUCUGCUUCCGCUACUAUCUUGACUGCCUAAAUUGGGAAAAUGCUGCUUUUAAGUGUGAGGAAGUGGGCGGAUUUCUGUACAAAAUAGCAGACGACGAAUCGUUUCAGGUUGCUUCACAAAUCGCCCUUAGCAUGUAUCAGGAUAAGGGUCACAUGUGUACCGACUACCGUCAGCUGUGGAUAGGAGCAAAAAGAGGGAAUGAUCAUAUAUUUUAUUGGCACGACAGAACUCCGGCUAAUGAAAACAGAUACUGGGCCAUAGGAAACCCUAGCGACAAUGAUGGUAUUGAAGAUUGCACAUCGUUUUUAGAUGAAUCAAAUGGAAUGAACGACGCGCCAUGUUCUUUCGAGCAAGAAUAUAUAUGCCAAGCAUGCAAACUAAUAGAACAUUGCAUUCUGAUCAGUUGUCCAUUUCCGUCUGCUACUGUGUGUAAGAAAUGUGUCGACAACCGGGUACAUUUCAUUCCUUUCGAUAACGAAAGAGUUUGUGAAAGACUAUGUUCAUGGAACAACCACUACUGUUGGCCUGGAAGCUGUAGCACAUCCGGCCUUACAAAGGAUUGUACUUGCGCAACAGGUUUCAGUAAAAUUUCAAAUGACGGGGAAACCUCUUGUCAACCGAAUAAGAAACCAUCUAUUUUAACAUGUGACACUGUUGCUGUUGGUCCAAACGGUGAAAAGAAGAGAGCAAUGUCAUCAAAUUCUUCAACAGAAUGUCGAUAUUUGCAAGAUAUGUAUGGAAACUAUCAACCUUCAGCGAUUCAGUUUAGUUUCGGCCUUGAAUACAGUAUUGACAGUUCAAGUUCUUUGCCGCCUCCUCCUUAUAUAGUCGAACAAAGAUUUGGAAUAACGGACGCAACAGUAUAUAUCAAACGCAAAUUAGUAUCCAAUUUGCUCACUACAUUAUCAAUACACAGACAACUUACGGACGUAAAUUCAAGCCAGUCUGUGAAGAACACGCAUCACGAUUCACAUAAUCUUACAGUUUCCUCAUCUACAUACACACUAGCAAAUGGCCAGGCAUUGUGUGUGGAAUACGAAGCUAAAGGUGGUGGCUACUUGAAAGCCAAAGAUACGAGAACAAACGCUGAUCUCAGCGCUAAAACUUACCACAAAACUGAAGAACACCGAACAGUCUGCUAUCGCUAUGACAGCCAACCACCUGAACACUGUUCAAAACAGUCCACGUGCAUUUUUGAGCCUUUGAAAAUUAAUAAACUAAUUACACGAUAUACAGUUCACCAUGUUGAGUUUAACGGAUGGAUAGAUCCCGUGCCCCCAGGAGGAGCGUCGAGCACUGCUUCAUCCAUUGAAAUGUACGAAAUUCGUGUUAAUGAGGUUCUGCCAUCGAAAGGAACAUUAAAGGUAGAUUACACAACCAACGUUUUAAGUACAAAGGUAAACCGCACGGUCACAAACAUGGAUCUAAAUCUAACUUCAGACAAACCAAGGCUCUAUUGUUUGACUCUUGAAGUUAAGGAUGUGGCAGAAAAUAUUCGCCAGUGUCGCCGUUUUGUUCUCUACGAUAACAGUUCGUCAAUUCAAAUCUGGAAUGACAAGCCGUUCAGAUUUACAUCAUCGUCACCUGUUACAAAUUACACAUGGCAAACCCAUCAUAGCGAUGUCUGCAUUGACUGGAAAGAUCACUUUUACAACGAUUUCUACAUACAUAAUGAACUUCUGAAUCCUAUUGAGCCCGACCCACAUGGGUUCAUAAUAGGAGCUUACGAGCAAAAAACUGGAGAAAUACCUGUUACUGGGACAUUAAAUGUAUACGGUAUCAUUGCAUACAAUGUUUCGUGGAGCAUGAAUCAUGAUCCAUUCUCUGGAGAGAAACCUGUCCCCUCUUUCACGAAUCAAUCGUUUUGCAAGGAUUUGAAUGUUAAAGACGGAGAUACAUACACACUGAACAUAAAGGCCAUUGAUAUAGCUGGAAAUACCCUUAGCGAUAACCGAACUGUAUUUAUUGAUGGCUCAGUACCACAAAUCAAUAACAUUUGGCUUAAGAAAGAUGGAUACGAAAUGCUUUAUGUACAUAAUAGCACGGACCUUUCCAAGAUGCAAAUGACGUUUAAUGCGUUUGAUCCACAUAGUGGCUUAUCUAAAAUACAUUGGACAUUUGGAAUAGCCGACACAAUGACCGAGCUACUAAGUGAGCACCUUGCUGUGAGGACCAUAAAUGAUUCAUGCUUAACCGCACUGUGUUACUGCCCGGAUAUUGGUGAUUGUGCAUUCUUUAACUACACAGUACCACUCAAUAAACUAAAUGCCAAGCAAAUACACAUUGGCAAUCAUAACAGAAACUACUAUUUUACCAUAAAAGUAACAAACAUGGCUGGGCUUUCAACAAUGGAACACAUUGACGUGCUUGUUGAUGAUUCGCCACCUUCAGAAGGUGUUGUUUAUGAGGGCCCAGAAGAUUCCCCUGACAUUGACUACACAAGUGACGAUUCCAUACUUGUGCACUGGCAUGGUUUUAUAGACCACGAAAGUGGCAUCAAACUUUACAGGGUCGGUUUGUCCGACCGAUGUCUUAGCUCACAAGAUCUAUACAACUUUACAGAAUCACCAAGUGUAUCGAUUCUUAGUGAGCUUCUAUUCUCCGAAGAAUCGGUCCGGAUCCCAACGACUUUUACCGGAAAGCGAUUUGUGACUGUUAUUGCACUUAAUAAUGCUAUGGAACCUUCGAGGCCUGCGUGUUCAGAUGGCAUUACGCGUGAUAUUUCCCCUCCAGAAUUUAGAAAUAUGACUUUACAGCACGGACAAUUAUCAGAAAGCCUAAUAUGUUUGCAUGGCGAAGUAUAUUUAAUGCAGACAAACAUGCAAAGAGCAAAGCUUCAUAAUACGUCCGUUUGCCAGAGUGUUUGUGGUGCUGAUGUUGAAAAACACAACAUUACCGAAAUGUAUCAGAUAGAUGAAAUAAAAGAGAAGGAUGAAGAUAUUUCUUCGUUUCUUUGCGAGCACUUUCCCUUGUAUACAAACGAUACACUGAUCUAUCUUCCGAAUGAUAACGUAUUUAUCACAUGGGUUAUUGAGGAAGGCGGAAGUCAAAUUGAUGAUUUCUUUGUUGGACUAGGCGUAAGUCCUACCGAAAUAGCGAGUCCGUCCAUUAGAGAGUAUCAGUCUACACAAAAGAAAAACUAUUUCAAACGAAUACAUGAAGGCAUAGGUCCGGACGAAAUAUUCUACAUUUUUGUUAAAGUAAUUAAUAAAGCUGGUUUGGAGAACAUUGCAACAAUAGGCCCCGUACUCAUUGAUCAAACACCGCCUUUGAAUAGAACCCUUCAUCAAGUUAUUGUCGAAUCUGAGCACAUUGUAUUUGGAUGGGAUAGCAACACACUAUAUGACGAAGAGCAGACUGCACAAAUCGAUCAAAUAUAUUUCCAGAUUGCACAUAACGGUAUAGCUGCAACACCGUAUCUGGAAUGGCGUCUGGAUACAUCUCCCCCGUGCUCUUUGUACUCUGGUGGAUGCUUUAGAUAUCCCCUACGCCGUUUACAGUUACAAGAUACGGACAAUAAUCUCGAGUUUUACAUUAAGAUGCAUGUCUACAACAAUGCUGGUCAUUAUCUAUCUCUAGCAAGUGAACCAUUUCGUCUACCAGCAAGAUAUCCUCCAGGACAAAUUGUUAUUUUUGAUAUAGAUCCCUCAUUGAAUAACAGUUUUAUUGACGUUAACGCUCAUUUAACGAAGGAAGUGCUUUGUGCAAGAUGGAAAGGUUCCUUAGACGAGAAUUUAACUUUAGAAGCAGGAGUCGGACUUUCUAAUGCUACUGAUGAGGUUGUUAAUUUUCAACUUAUAAGCAACAGCAACUCGUAUUGCAUACACUCAAUUGAUAUCCGACCAAAUGUCAAAUAUGUUUUCUUGUUAAGGUCAUCCGGCACCGGAGGAGUUUCGGUUUCUUUUUCUAAUGGCAUCAUGAUUUUAGACAAAGACGAAUUAACGCAUUCACUGUCCGUCAAUAUUGGGCAUGACUGCUCGAAUCAAAUAGGUAAUACGUACAAUGUUACCUUGGCAAACAACUCAGCGCGUGUGACAAUUAAUGAUCCGCUGCACGUUGGCCAACGCUAUAUCAUCAACACUCCGUACAAAACAGUUGUAACUUCAGACGAUGGUAUUGUUUCCACAGAGGGCAGGGACACUUACAUUAGACCAUUUGUAAAUAGACCGGAACUGGCAAUAAAAGUUGAAGAUUCAACUAUUGUUCGUGACAUUAGGGGUAUUAAGCUUUGUUUAUGCCAAGUGCAGAAUGUUAUUCUUCAGCCAAAAAAGCUUGUUGUUAGCUGGAAGUUUGUCGAUCAAGAUAUUGCUUUUCUUUAUAAAAGCGUUGAACUAGGAUUCAGUGUUGGCGUCAGCGAAAACAAUUCAAUCGCAGGACAGAACAGGACAUUUGUUGUGCCUUAUCAACAACCUAUCGAUACCAACCAUUCCAUUUUAGAGUUUAACUUUCUUACUAACAAGAAGUAUGUUGCUGAGGUAAAGGUUUGUUCAAAACUGGAAUGCACCAAACCGGUACAAUCGAUUGAAUUCUCUAUUGAACGACUUAAUCCAGUUUUGGAGAUAACCGAAGCAUCUUUAUUGCUUGGAGACACGUGUGUCCAUGUCAAAUUACAAUGGUCAAUUGAGGACAAGGAUAUUGGUUUGACAUUCUAUCAAUGGACUUUAGUUCAGGACGUAGAGGGUCGUAAGACACUCCUCCCUUGGAAAUCUAUUACUGAUGACUCUAUCAAUAUAACGGUUGAGGAUUGUGUCGUACUGCCAGUCCAUGGACAUAUUUCUUCAUAUGCUUGUAUUAAAGCAUACUCCGUCAGCGGACAAUUAAUAAGUAGCUGCAAAAAGCUAGCAACGUUAGAUUUUGGAACUUACGAUGCAAAUGCUGUUUACGACUUUGAUACCAGAUCGGAAUCUUGGACGCAAAUUCAAUCGAUAAUUCACAGUUCAAAUGUUGGCGACAUGUAUACUUUUCUACAUGACAACGAGCUUGACUUUGGAACUAGUAAAUUAAGGCCAGCCGCAGCAGUAAUGCACGCGAAUGAACGUUAUGUAUCAUGGUUUUUGAUGACAUCACGACAUGUAACCAAUGAUUGCAACACUGAUGUUUCGUGUUUAAAAGAAAAGGUCACAUCGGACGGUUUUGCUAUUUUCGAAGAAACCGAUUUGUUUCUUGACGCACCUUUCUACCUUUGUGCUUCCUCGAACGCGACGGUUGUUGAAAGAGAGUGGUUUACAGAAUCACUUGACGAAAUUAAGGCUUGCAGUGACGGAUUUAUUUUAGACAACACUGCCCCAAUCCCUGGGAAAAUUGAAAUUCAAAACGUCAAUGGGUAUAUUACUAACAUUGAACAUGCUGUUAUCACAUGGGACACAUUUAUUAAAGAAAAAGGCGCUUCACUUCUUGGAUAUCCAGAGAACAUGCAACAUUACUCUAUCGGCGUUGGCUACAGUCCAAACCGAGACGAUAUUAUUUCGUUUCGUAACACAGGACGAGAAACGGCAGUCAUGUUAUCUCUAGCUGACAUCGCUGAUGGGACUUCAGUUUAUUUUACUGUAAAUGGUUUUGACCAUUUUGGACUUUCGUCAGUGGUUGUUUCCACGGCGUUGGUUACUGACACAUCACCUCCAACGGAGGGAAAAAUUCACCUUGAACAAAAACAUGCAUACUAUAGCAGUGACACAAUAAGCAUACGACUUGUUGGUUUUCAUGAUGAUCACAGCGGAAUUAGUUAUUUCAAUGUCGGAAUCGGAUCAAGCGAUACAAUGGUUGAUACCGUAUCAAUGACAAAGUAUUAUGCAGAUACUUUAAACAUAGAUCUUCAUGAUUCAAAUAUUCUAGAAGGUCAUCAAUACUUCAUUUUGGUGCAGGCAAUCAACAGGGCAGAUAUUCCGAGUUCAAUCGUAUCAAAACAAUUUAUCUUAGAUAGAACACCACCUAUAGGAGGACAUGUUUUGGAUGGAAACUGGGAAAGCAAGGUCGAUCUUGACUUUCAAUCAGACAUAUACACAAUCCAUGCAAACUGGAAGGAUUUCUCAGACAUUGAAAGCGACAUAGACUUUUUCAAUGUAGGACUUGGAACAGAUAAUUACGCUACAGACGUUCAACUGUUAACAAACGUUGGGUUGAAACAAGAUGUUUUAUGGAAUGGUCCAUUUAUUCCGGGAGAGAAAUAUUAUACAACAGUAGAAAGCUGUAAUAAAGCUGGCCUUUGUACACAAAGAUCUUCAGAUGGAAUAAUACUGGACAAUUCCCCACCAAUUAUGGGUCGUGUUCAAUCCGGGUCUAGUAUCCAUCACAGCAGAUAUUUACCAUUAAACACGUCACUGAAAUUACAAUGGGCUGGAUUCGAGGACCCUCAGUCUGAUAUCGAUCAUUUUGAAUUGUGUUUAGGACGUCAGAAAAACAUGUGUGAUAUUGUUCCUUCUUUCAAUGCCCUCCUUCACUCUUAUAUGAUUAAGUCGAAUAUAUCUUUGCCUAUUAAUACGCCUAUUUUUGCAACUGUGUGGGCCUUCAAUGGAGUCGGAAUGAACGUUUCAAGUGCAUCUGAUGCGAUUCUCGUUGACGUUACAGCUCCGUACAACAAAAUAAAACCUUCAAUAAUGCUUGACUAUAACACAGUAAAAGACAAAACCGCUCAAUGGGAAAAGUCAAUUAUCAAAGUGUUUUGGGAGUUUUUAGACGAUGAAAGCCCGAUAUUUAAUCACGAGUUAUCUCUCUUUACCCAUCAUGAAGGACACACGCCAGUUGAAAAAGUACAUCUCGGAUCGGAAAAACACUACACCAUUAACUUAGAUGGAAAGAACUGGCUGAAUAACGGGGACAUAUAUUUUGUUGUUAUUACCAGUUGUAAUGCAGCAGGGCUAUGUUCAACAGAGAGAACAAAUGAUAUUAUUAUCGACUCUACUCCCCCACACCAGGGUGGUUUGAAACCACAAAUGCUUUGGGAAAAUUAUAGAGAUACCAAUGAACUUCAUUCUUAUGUCUUCCUGACUUGGUAUGGAUUCUUCGAUCAGGAAUCUGUGUGA